CAUUUACGAGAUUUCACAGAAAACCCCAUCAUUAUUGACUUUUCCUUCCGUGUUGUUUCAUCGAGAAUAAUAUUUGGAAUGGCUUCCUUGCAGCCACAGCACAGCCUACACGGGGCUGAUGAUGGAGAGUUGGAGUUCAACAGCCCAUCGGACAAUCCACCCGCAGUUUCUUCUAGUGAAGAGUCGACCAUAGAUCUUAUGAGUAUUUAUGAUCCAUCAUAUGAUUACAGCGAACAGGAUAUAUCGUAAGUUUACAUAAAGCCUGCACUUGCUUCAUGGUAAUCUCCAAGGAGUAUGGUGUAUCAAAUAACGUCAAAUAAAUCUAUGCGCUACCAUCUGUUAGGAGAUAGCCGAGAAUCGCUAGUAUUUAUGAGUCUCGAGCUAAUUGCCCCGGGCUGUGAGAAACCUCGCAGCCCACAAGAACUAUAAACACCAACGAAUUGCGUCCAGUCGCAGGCGACUGUCGUACGGAGUACGAAUGAGCUGGAGAAAUAAUGCGCUUUUAUACAGGUAAGAAGAGCAGAAAACAAGAGGGGCAAUCAGGUAGGUCAGCGAGCUUGCCUGUAUGAUGACAGGCUCAACUACAUGUAUAUAUAGCUCUCGCCUUAGAAUAAGGCGAUGAUCUCCUCCUUGCUCGGCGGCUACCCGCUUUUUAAGGUCGACGCAAUUCUCUGAGGAGAUACCCUUUAUCCACACAAUGUUUUUAGAGGAAUUUAGCUUACCAUUACAAAUUGUGAAAGUCUGAG
Molecule: messenger RNA, 746 nt
Organism: Trichoderma harzianum CBS 226.95
Lineage: Eukaryota; Fungi; Ascomycota; Sordariomycetes; Hypocreales; Hypocreaceae
Exons: 1
Coding region: 79-249 (56 amino acids)
Source: RefSeq, a predicted model, not a curated record